Messenger RNA from Metarhizium brunneum ARSEF 3297, 777 nucleotides. RefSeq lists its product as uncharacterized. Lineage: Eukaryota; Fungi; Ascomycota; Sordariomycetes; Hypocreales; Clavicipitaceae. The record is from RefSeq and is a predicted model, not a curated record.
AUGUCAGCGGCGGCUCCUCACGACGCCCGGGGGACACCCAACGCCGGAGCAGGCUUCUCGCCCUUCUCGAGGCUCCCCGCGGAAAUCCGCCACGAGAUAUGGCAUCUGGCCCUCUCCGACUCCUGGUCCGGCAACAUCUACGACGGUCGACGCGAGAGGAGACGGCUCACGGGCGUGUUCCACCGAAACGUCAGCCUCUCGUGCCGCGAGGCGCAGCAAAUCUUCAAAUCGAGGUCCGUCUUCAUGGCCAAUCUUCACACCUGGAUCGACGUCGGCUGCCACGUAUUCUACCUGCGCGCUCCCCUGUACCCGCGUGAGCUCGAGCGCGCCCACCACGUCGUCUUGAACCCGGUGGGGUGGCAGAUGCUCCUCCUGAUGGUGGAAAUGGUCAGCGAGUGCUGCAGGCACCUGCGCACGCUGGUUGUUGUCGCGCCGUGGGCAGACCCGGGGGACUUGCCUGCGGACCAGGCGCCCGAGAGCUGGGCGCCCCUGGAGGACUGGAGGAUGAUUUGCGCUCCGCACACCAUGGAGGAGCACCGGGACGGGCUCGUCCGCGAUAUCGAAAGCGAGGGUGCCGCGGAGGAGAUGAGGAAUUCGGAAUACCACGCUCGGCUUUUGGAGGCGGCGGGGAGGGUUCCCAAGGCGAUGCCUGAGCGGGAUCACGUCUUCGGCCGGCUGUUGAUAGUCCUUAGGAAGCUGACUAAGGCGUUGGGCGAGUUUCCGGGGACGGUGCCGAGGCUUUACUUGCGUACUGCGUCGCAAUUACGAGCUUCGUGA